GUGAACGUGAUAGAUUUGGUAUGGCACGUAUACCUGCCUUUGAUCGCUAAUUACUUCAAAUUAUAUUAUGAAUCGUGAUUUUAAUUUUCAAUUGAAAACAAUCUGAAUGAAAUAAAGCUUGGACGUGAAAGUCUGAUGCCUGUGACGUUUAAAAAUGAUGCAUUUACAACAUGACAUUGCCUGUUGCAUUUCUGUUUUAUUUAUUUUAAGUUUUGCUAACGCCAAUUACCAAGAUUUUUCUAAUUUCGAGAAUGUAGGACCACGCAAUAGGGAUGACGAAUUCAGCGAUGAUAAUGAGAAUCCAAUACCUUCAUUACAUGACAAUGGGCAUAUAUCACAAAAUGCAGUGGAUUCUGAGGUACAUUCUGUGGAUGUGUUAGACAAAAAUAUCGUAUGGGAUUCCCACUGGGCUAGUAAUUUGAAAUUUGGUCAGAUAUCAGCAGUGUCUAUAGAUCCAAAUGGUAACAUAGGAAUAUUUCACAGAGGUUCAAGAAAAUGGGAUCAAACUACAUUCGAUAUAAAUAAUAGAUUUAAUCCAGAUAAGGGGUCGAUUCAAGAGAACACUGUAAUUCUUUUGGAUAAGUCUGGAAAGAAACUGUUAGAAUGGGGUGCAAACAUGUUUUAUUUACCACACGGUUUAACGAUUGAUUCGUAUGGAAAUUAUUGGAUAACUGAUGUUGCCUUACAUCAGGUUUUUAAAUACGAUGCUAAAGACAUAGCAAUGAUGAAAAAUAUGGCAAAAUUGAAGAAAAGACAAUAUAACCAGGAAACAAUGUUCCUUGAUAAUCAUAGAUUUAAUAGUGGGCUAGAAAGUCAAGCUCUUAAGCCAUCACUCGCUCUUGGAGAUGCUUUUGAGCCUGGAAACAAUGAAAGACGAUUUUGUAAACCAACAGCAGUUGCUGUACAGAAUAAUGGUGAUUUUUUUGUUAGCGAUGGUUAUUGCAAUUAUAGAAUCAUUAAGUUUAAUGCAAAAGGGGAAAGAAUUUUACAUUGGGGCAGAUAUUGGAACGGACAAGGAAGCAUGUAUGCACAAAGUCCACCAGUGAAUGCAUUUUCAACACCACAUGCUUUAGCUCUUGCUCCAGAAUACAACUUAAUUUUUGUUGCUGAUAGAGAAAAUGGUAGAGUUCUAUCUUUCUCCGCGAAUAAUGGAACAUUCCAGAAAGAAUAUAAGCAUCCUACAAUUGGUACAAAGAUUUACAGCGUGGCUUAUGCUAAAGAUAAGCUUUAUUUGAUCAAUAGUUCGGAAGGAAUUGAUAAAGUGCAUGCACAAGGCUUUGUUCUUGAUGUAAAUUCAGGAAAUAUACUAUCCAUAUUUGAACCAAAUCAUAAUAUGGAGAGACCUCAUGAUAUAGCUGUGACUGAAAAUGGGUCUGAAAUAUAUAUAGUGGAUUUGGACUAUCACACUGUAUUCAGAUUUUUGCAAGGUAUAAAUGCUUCGAUGCAAACUGGUAAUUUAGUGAUGAAAAAUGCUCGUCAUGAACUCGCACCUUUAACGGACAGUAACUCUAACAAUCCUUCUACUGGAGGUACUACAACAGCAACAUUAGUCUUAUCCCUUGUUACAGCAGCAGUCAUUUUUAUUGCCUUCUGUGUAACAAUUGCUGCAGUUGUAGCAAGAUGUCAAAAAAGAGGAUGCUUAUUAAUAAUGCGAAAAAGAAUGCGCUGGGAAGCUGAGAGGCGAGAAAAUUUUAAACUAUCGAGUCUUUUGGAUGGCAGAAGGAGCAAGAGCUUCAAGAUAUUGGAGAAACGGCCGAACCCAAGAGAUUUCAAAAAAUUGAACACAGAACCAGAAACAUCGGAGGACGAACAUCCGGAGAAUAGUUUUACGAGGGUUAUUUAAUGGGAUCGAUCAUUUUUGACAUGUUAAGCGUACAAUUUUAAAAGUUUUACCUUAAACUCCAAUCAGUCAAUCUGCUUUUCCGUUUAACCUGACGACCGUUGCUUGCAAAUUCAAACGUGGGACGCCAUCACUUACUAACUUCACAUCUGUAUGUUCAAAUUGCGAGGUUCUUUGACGUACGCCUCACGAUUGUUGCCUUCUAACACAAAAACUAUCAUGUAUCAUUCGUUCAAUUAAGUAUCUGUAGUUAUUUUAAUUAAUGGGAAUCAAUGUAAUUGCAUAAAUUUACCUGUAUUAUUCGGAG
This is a messenger RNA of Colletes gigas, 2147 nucleotides long. It is a transcript of the gene Pal1, whose product is annotated as peptidyl-alpha-hydroxyglycine alpha-amidating lyase 1. The record is from RefSeq and is a predicted model, not a curated record. Bases 155 to 1843 code for a protein of 562 amino acids. Gene Ontology annotation, biological process: peptide metabolic process. Lineage: Eukaryota; Metazoa; Arthropoda; Insecta; Hymenoptera; Colletidae. Gene Ontology annotation, molecular function: protein binding; catalytic activity. The transcript has 6 exons. Gene Ontology annotation, cellular component: membrane; extracellular region.